Molecule: messenger RNA, 1260 nt
Organism: Portunus trituberculatus (swimming crab)
Lineage: Eukaryota; Metazoa; Arthropoda; Malacostraca; Decapoda; Portunidae
Exons: 5
Source: RefSeq, a predicted model, not a curated record
AGCAGUAGUAGUAGUAGUAGUAGUAUUAGUAGUAGCAAAAGCAGCAUCAGCAGCAGUAAUGGUAGCGGUAGCAGUAUUACUAGUAGCACUACCAGCAGUAGCAAUAGCAGUAGUAGUAGUAGUAGUAGUAGUAAGUUUCUCUUCAUUUGCAAGCUCUGUCAAUAUCCUUCUAUCAAAAUCAAGAAGUUCUCCUCUGUCAAGUUUGAUCAGUCUCCCUUCAGCAAGUUCGAGCAUCUUCCCCACUUCAAGCUCAAACAGUUUCUCUCCAUUAAACCCGGGAACUUUCUGUUCUUCAAGUUCAAGUUGUUCUCCUCAAUCAGCGUCGAGCAAUCUCCCUUCAAGUUCUAUAAAUUCCUUUUCUUCAAGUUCGAGUAUAUCUUCUGCAUCAAACCCAAGCAGCUGUUUAUUACCAACUCAAGCAGUGUCCCUUCUUCAGGUUCAAUCCAUCUCUUUUCAAGUUCAAGUUUCUCACCAUCAAGAUCAAUCAGUUUCUCCUCUUCAAGUUCAGACGGUGUUCUUACAUCAUCUUCGAUCAGUUUACCUUCAAGCUUGAGAGGUGUAUCUUCUUCAAGUUUUAUUAGUUUCCUAUCAAAUUCGAACAACAUUUUGCUAACAAAUUCUAGCAUUUUCUUAAAAUCUCAUUCGAACUAUCUCUCUCUGCCAAAUUCCAACAGUUCUUCCUCAAAUGUGAUUGUUUUGCCAUUAAGUAGUUUCUCUAUAACAAGCUCGAGCAGAUUGUCAUCUUCAAGUAUUCUAUUGAAUGUAAGUUUGAGCACUUUAUCUUCAUUAAGUUCGAAGUGUUCCUCUUCUUCAAUAUCCAACAGUUAUCUCUUAUCUGGUCUAAUGGGUUUAUCAUCAAGACUGAACAAUGUCUCUUUGUCAAGCUCAAUUAAUUUUUCAUGUUCAAACGACUUUGCUUGUUCGAAUUCGAGGGAGAUUUCUCUAUCAGGAUCAAAUAGCUUCUCUUCAAGUCAGGCUAGUUUUCCUCUUUCAAGUUCAAGUAGUUUCACUUUAGAAUUGAGUAGCAUAACUUUGUCAAGUUCAUUUAGAGUCUUUUCAUCAACUUUGAAUUUUUUUUCUACAAGUUUGAGCAGUAUCUCUACUACAAAACCGUCAUCGAGUACCAGCGACACAGCGUCUAGUAGCACCUUGGACUGUAUCUGUGAGGGGAGCAGCUCAAGUAAGUGUGAGGAUCAGAAGUAUGUAGACUUCAAUGGAGAAAUGUAUGUAGGACGUAGAUUGUGUGAAGAGAGUAGUUAG